GUGAACUAUUUCAUUGUCGUCCGAGGCGCGUUUGAAUUUUCAUUAAGUUAAAGGCAUUCUACCAACUGCAAAUGUGUUGGUACUCCAAAAGAAAAUUUAGAUAAUCGACUUAAAAAGAUAGAUAGAUUAAAUAAAAAUAAAAUAAACGAACUGUGAUUUCAAUAAAACAAACUAAAAUAAAAUUCUAAUUAUAAGAUUUUCCUUAAUUCUACUGUAAAAAAAAAAUAAAAAAAAUGGGUUGCGCCAGCAGUACCCCGAUGAUUGCCACAGCUGGGAGUGAUAUGUUGAAAGCAGCGACACAUGCUGCCUCCGAUGCAGCCAAGGGAGCUGAGCAUGCAGUGGAAGAGGUAACCGAAACCGUUGGCAAAACACUGGAGAACGCCAAGGAGACGGUUGGCACCGCCGUCACAGGUAUCGCGCACGAUCUGGGCAAUGUCUUCACCGAGAAGUCAGGCGAAUUGGACACAGCGAAAAACCAACUCUUGGAACGACUGCAUUUGGGUGGCGCCACUAAGGCUCUGGAGCAUGCAAAUGAGUCGGCGGCCAAUCAUUUGGACACGACAGCUUUGGAGAUGGCCGCACGCGCACCCACACCGCCGCCCGAUUUGGAUAGUUUGAAGACAUCAACACCCGAACCAGAAAUAGAACGUGCAUUGGCCAAUUCGCACGAGGAUAUGCCGCCAACACCGAAACCGACAAUUGCCGAGCUGGAAAAGUUAACAGCGGAAGUGAAGCAGACGACACAGACAACAACUGCGUUGGCGGCGACCGUCACCAAUGGCGUUGCCGAGGCUAAAGAGUCGGCGGAGCUGACAACUGGAACAACUGCGGCCACUGAACCGGCCGUGGACAUGGUUGCCCUGCUGGCGGCGGAGAAACGGCCGGGCACCACCGAGUGGGAGAAGCACGCCGAUCAUCUGUCGAAAACCCGCAAAAUGAAUGAAUUCAAAGGUGGCGGAAAAUUUCGACGCUUUGGGCCACCAACGCAACCGGCGAACUAUCCUACUAAACCUAUAGAAAAUCUGAGGCGAACGCUGCUGGAGGACGACAGCUGUUACAGUGACGCUUAUUAUAAUAGUAACAGCAGUCCGCAGCAUUCGACGGCGUCCGAUAGUCCGAGGUUACGACGUGCACGCUUACCCACAAAUGGCGUACUUGCUGCGAACGCUAAGCGUAUGCAGCGCGAGUUCGCUACUUUUGUUAGUAACCGGCGUAAUGUAACUAGCGCAUUACGUCAUACGGUUUCACCCGCCAUUAGUCGUCACUUCGAUUAUAAUCCACAACGUCCGCGUAUCAGUUCACCUACACCUUCGGUUAUUGGUUAUACACGUUCUGGCUACUCAACGCCUGUUAUUAUGCAUCCUGAAAUAUUGCCCAAUCAACGUAGUGCCAGUUGGAAAAGAGGUGCUUCGAGUUUCCGUUUGCAUUCGCCUCCAUCACAUAUGGGGCGGGUGCUACCGCGUGUUAUUGCACCGUUAGAUCCACAGUUGGCUGCAAAUGUCAUCUCGCAGUCGAAGCUAAAGUCAACGAAAGCUUUUGCGUCGCUGAGAGGUGAGACGAAUGGACGAUCAAGAAUAUUCGGACAAACACGCUCCGGUUCACCCGUGAAUAGAAGAGUAUUCGCGAGAAGAUCAGGUUCGCCUCCUGCGAGUAAGGGUCGCGUUCCAUAUGUCAGAUCUGGUUCGCCGGAAAGAAUAAAAGCGCUUAUACAGGAUAAGGUGGAGAGAAAAAAUAAAGUAAAACCCUUAACGGAAACUCCGACUAAAAUCAGAUUAGAGCGGAAAGCCAGUGUAAAAGGAAGUAAAGAGAUUGAUACAAAAGAGCUGCCUACAAAUGGAUUUUCAUUAGCGAAGGCGCUAUCGCCCAUUAAAAUGGCCGCAGAGACGCAUUCGUUGCCACAUUUGAAAAGUGACGAAAAAAGCACAACAUUUGUGGCACAUUCCCUGAUGGAGGUUGUUGAGCAAGCUGUUGAACGUUCAAAAAAUGGUGGAGAUACCUCAGAUGCGAAGGAUGGUAAGGAAAAUGCACAGAAUGGAGAAACGUUGAAGAUCAAGAAGGAGACACCUGUUAAGCACGAAAGACAGAAAGAAACACCUGCAAAGUCACCAAAGACAAAAGAGAAAAACGGCGGAAAGAAAAGUCUCAACGGGAAGAGUGUAAAUAUUACUGAAAACGAAAAAUCACCAAACAAAGAGCAUAUUAAGAGAGGAAAUAAGUCCAAUAUGUGGCUUGAAAAUAAGGAUACUUCGAACACGAACACAGGCUCCAGUCGUGGUAAGAAACCGGUCCCUAGUCUUGUGCGGCGAAGCUCAAAGAGCAGUUCAACUUUCGAUGCCAACAAGCUUACUAUUCAACCCUCUCCUUCGAGACAGAAGAGUAGGAGUCCAAAAAAUACAGAAAAAGAUACCCAAAUUGAAAAUUUAGCUAUUGGUGGUCGUUUCAGUAUGAGUCCAAAUAAAAAAACUUCGGCUCAUCAUGAGAAAUCACAUAUUUUGUGGGAAAAUACCAGUCCCGGACGAAAAGAUCUAUCAAGUAGCCGCAGUCGUACGUUAGAAAGCAACUUAAACACAAAAGAGGGUUCUACUCAAAGUCUUGGAAAAGUAGAUCACACUAGUCCAAAUUCAAAACGAAGAGACUAUGGGGGAAAUAGUCUUACAGAAAAUCGGUCUCCCAUCAAUAAUAGAGUAAGGGUAAAUAGUUCACGUGGAAAUCAUAUUACUCAGGAGUCAAAAACAGUCAACAAUAAUGACCGCUAUUCCAACAAAAAUAAUUGGAACAGUUCCAGCAGAAGAAAUAGUAAAGUGGAAUAUACAAAUAUUAGUAACAGGUUUGAAUAUAAUGCAACCCUGAGUUCUUUACCGAGGGAAAAAAAUCGAAGCCCCAGAAAAUAUAACACUCCGAGCCUCUACCACGAAAAAAAGGGUCCGGAAGAAGUGGAGAAAAAUAAUUAUAUUUCGCAAAUAAACGGGGAGGCGAAUAAUCCGGUGAAAAAUGCACCCGGCGACGAAUCUCUUCGAGGUACACAAUUUAACCUUAAUUUUGCCAAUAAGGGAUACCAUGAUGAGCAGAGUUCUCUAAUUUCUAAAGAAAAUUUAAAUAAUAUUGAAAAUAUCAAAUAUCGCUCAGAAGGUAUAAAUGGCCCACAACGGGAAGUUCACAUAAACACACCUAUAAUCAGUAGGAAUAGUCCAUUAGCCAAACCAAUAAAUAGCCACGAACGGAACAAUAAUGAACACAAGUCAAAUCACUUAACAAAUCAAAUUCACAAUCUAAAAAAAACUCUUCAAGCGAUUGACAAUCUCAGCACAAAUCAAACGAAUAAUGAAGAAAAUAUACGAAAUAAAGAAACUCCAACGCACCCAUCUACAAACAGUCCAAUAAAACAAAUAAAGGAUAUCACUUUGUAUUCUCCGAGUCAUAACUCGCACAAUAGUUCGCCUUCGAAAUCGUCAAAGUCUUCCAGCAGCAUUGUCAUACGCACGAAUCUUUCUACACCCGAAACCGAAGACUGCGAUGAGGAGGUCCUGAAUCGUCAAUUAUCGCAAGAACUUGAACAACUCAAACACUACGACAGCGAAACACGAGACGAACGGAACUUCUUGCGACACGCUAGCAUAGAGGAAGAUUCACAAACCGAUUUGGAAGAAUAUUCUCCUAUCGAUCAUGAGGAGAGUUCUCGCACCGAUUACGAAGAAGCGCUACACACCGACGCUGACGUGAGCUCACAUACAGAUGUUGAUAAUAAUUCAGCUGCCUCGACGAGCACUGAAGAUCUAAUUAAUACACUAUCUCCACAAACUGCCUACCUCAAUUUGGGUCGGAGCGCUACAACGCUGCCGCUAAAACCCAAAACUUCUAUACUCAAACCACCGUCAUCUCUUUUUCACAGCCCGUCACAUACUAGUUCAUCCUACCGACGAUAUUCGUCGUCGUAUGAAAGUGAUCAGUUGGAGAAAGUGCUCUUUAUCGGCGAGCUUAGCUCAGUGGCGCGUAGUCGGUCAGCGCAUGUGCUGAGCCCUGCCGUAAAGAUCGAUCGCUGUGAUGUGUGCCACAACAAUUAUGUGAUAAAGUAGCUAAACUGUAACAAAAGCCUUGACCUAAAU
This is a messenger RNA of Bactrocera tryoni, 4103 nucleotides long. RefSeq names its product homeobox protein 2. Bases 234 to 4073 code for a protein of 1279 amino acids. NCBI's taxonomy places the organism in Eukaryota, Metazoa, Arthropoda, Insecta, Diptera, Tephritidae. The transcript is spliced from 3 exons. The record is from RefSeq and is a predicted model, not a curated record.